Messenger RNA from Phragmites australis (common reed), 940 nucleotides. RefSeq lists its product as uncharacterized. NCBI's taxonomy places the organism in Eukaryota, Viridiplantae, Streptophyta, Magnoliopsida, Poales, Poaceae. Gene Ontology annotation, cellular component: plasma membrane. The record is from RefSeq and is a predicted model, not a curated record. The transcript has 3 exons. Bases 95 to 841 code for a protein of 248 amino acids.
CCUUCCUUUCCUCUCCCUUUGUACAAACGAAAACAUAUAUAUUCAUCUCACUCCGAUCCAUGCCUCCUCUCACUGGAAAACUGUUGCAGAAGCCAUGGAUCAUGGCAGCAACAAGCAGAGCUGCCAUGGUCACUGGCCUCCUCCUCGCUCUGCCAGAUGCCUCUGCCUCUGCCUCCUCCUCUCAGUCACCCUCUUGGUCGCUGUCCCCGUCGUGUUGCUCGUCGUCUUCGUCACGAGGCUCAAGAAGCCGGCCUUCUUCCUGCAGUCCAUCCAGAUGGACAGGACGUUCAGCCUCCGGCUGCCGUCGACAACGUCGAACCACAGCGGCGGCGCGAACGGGACCACGGCGUGCGCGGUGGCGUCGCUGCUGUUCUCGGCGCAGAACCUCAACGGCAUCGGGAUAAGGUACGGCGCGACGGUGCUCGACGUCGCGUACACGAACGAGUCGGUGGGCGCCAUGGACGUGCCGGCGUUCUACCAGCCGCCGCGGAGCAGCAAUGUGACGGUGUUCAUGCACGCCCUGCUCGCGCCGGGAAAGGUGACCCGGCUCCUCGUCAGGGAGCUGUCGGCGCAGAGGAAGUACAUGGAGAUCAGGAUCGCCGGGAGCAUCGACGCCCGGACGCACAUCAUGAACUUCCCUCUGCCAAAAAUUCAGUUUUCGCUGGAUUGUAGAAUAGGAACAAACUACACGGACAUAGUGCUACGGGAAGGAAUCAAGUCCGUCAUGACACGCAAGGCUUUCGUCUUAUCCACGCUGCCUCACCUCUCACAGAAGUGCUCUAUAAAGAUUGACAUGAGGUCAAGACGGAAGAGGCCAAGCCUCGACGAUUUAGUAUGCUGAUAUUUACAUCCGCUUGAUAGAGUUUAACUUCGAGAUUUAUAUAUUAUUUAAAGUUUAUAGAAUAAAAUAAAAUAGUUUAAAUAUUUUUUAGUUUAAAUU